UGGAAAAUGAUGAAGUCCCUGUGAGUGAUUUGAUUGUUCGUGAGAAACAUUGCUCUGAGUGUGGGAAAACAUUUAGUCGCAGUGGAGAUCUGAUGGUACACAUGAGAUCUCAUACAGGAGAGAAACCAUUUAGUUGCUGUGAGUGUGGGAAAAGAUUUAGUCGCAGUGGAGAUCUAAAUGGACACAUGAGAUGUCAUACGGGAGAGAAACCAUUUGACUGCUCUGAGUGUGGGAAAAGAUUUCGUCAAAGUGGACAUCUGAAAAGACACAUGAGAGUCCAUACAGGAGAGAAACCUUUUAGCUGCUCUGAGUGUGGUAAAAGAUUCACUUGCAGUGAAGGUCUGAGGGGACACAUGAGAUCUCAUACAGGGGAGAAACCAUUUAGCUGCUCUGAGUGUGGGAAAACAUUUGGUUUCAGUGGCGAUUUGAAGACACACAUGAGAUCUCAUACAGGAGAGAAACCAUUUAGCUGCUCUGCAUGUUGCAAAAGAUUUGGUAAAAAUGUAGAUUUGAAGAAACACAUGAGAUCUCAUACGGGGGAGAAACCAUUUAGCUGCUCUGUGUGUUGCAAAAGAUUUGGUCAAAGUGGGAAUUUGAAGAAACACAUGAGAUCUCAUACAGGAGAGAAACCAUUUUGCUGCUCUGAGUGUGGGAAAACAUUUGCUUUCCGGGGAGAUGUGAAGAAACACAUGAUAUCUCAUACAGGGGAGAAACCAUUUAACUGCUCUGUGUGUUGCAAAAGAUUUGGUCGAAAUGGAGAUUUGAAGAAACACAUGAGAGCUCAUACAGGGGAGAAACCAUUUAGCUGCUCUGAGUGUGGGAAAAGAUUUGGUUAUAGUGAAAAUUUAAAGAUACACAUGAGAUCUCAUACAGGAGAGAAACCAUUUUGCCGUUCAGUUUGUGGAAAAUCAUUUACACAAUGUGGAAAUUUACUUACACUCAUGAGGAGAACUCAUGAAGGGGAAAAUUGAUUGACCUUUUAUUUGGAAAAAGACUGUAAAAAACAACCGUGAAAACUUGUACAGGACAAACACUAUUCAGUUUCAAUGUUUGUAUGAAAUCUUUUACACCAACUGGACAGUUACACGAAUACAUUAAAUCCCACAUAAGAGAGAAACCUUUUAGCUGCAGUGUUUGUCACUAAAGAUUCACUUGACCUUAACAACUCAGAAACUAUCAAUGUUUUGUUUGUUAGUCUGCACAGCCUCCUCAAACUCAAACUGAGGAGAGCAGAGAGGCAGAGCCUCCAGCCAGCAGCUCAACUACACCGAUGGAACCAGAAGUUAACGGAGAGGACUGUGGAGGACCAGAAUCAGCCAGAUACACAUUUUCAACCUGAGACUGAUGAUAAGACAGAAGACUCUUUUAAACCUGCGACUGAUGACAGUGAUAAUAGUUGGAAGGAGACCAGAGAACCUCUGUCAGUCAGUCAUGUGACACUCAAUACGAACCAAAAACAAUUAAGUUACUCAGUGUGAGGUAAAAAGAUUUGUCUGUCAGAGGUGCUUAUGGUCACGUGACAAGUUGAUACAAUUUAUAGUAUCUAGUUUAGGUGCAAAAUCUGUUUUUAUUUUAUGUUUUAAUAAGGAUCCCCUUUAGCUGUGCCCUAAAGAAGAGCUAGUCUUCCUGGGGUCCAUAUUAAACAAUACAUUUAAAACAUACAGUUUAAAAAACAAGACAUAAAGAAGACAAAAACAAAAUUAAACAACAAACUUAAGUUAAACUUUACAGUACAUAUAUAUAUAUUUCAUCCUCAAGCAAAAAAUAUACAUGAAGCCUUCUAGUGUACAGUAACAAUACAUGAAAAUCAGAUCAAGAUACAUCCUAUCGUGUGUGUGUGCGCGUGCCUAUGUAUGUGCCUGCGUGUGCAUGUAUGGUAUCCUACAGGUAUGAUAUUCCCAGGUGUUUCUUAAUUUGCUUUUUAAAUAUUGAUUGUUGUGUCAAUUUAGUCAUUGGCAGUGGUAAGGAAUUCCAUAUUUUCAUUAAUCUAUAUUCGACUGUUUGCUUCAGAAAAUUAGUGUUUGGUUUAGGAAGUGAAAACCGACCCUCUGAUGCUUGUCUAGUGACAUAUAUAUAAGACUCUCAAUUGUGUUUUAACUGAUCGUACUGAUAUGAUGGAGUUUUGGAUUGUAAAAUCUUCCAUAUUGAAGAUACAAGUGCAGCAUUCAUUCUGUCCUCAACUUUUAACCAUUGUAGACAGAUAUGCACUUGUAUUGUAUUGACAUUGGAAAACAAGGCGUGCCGUGUUGUUCUGAACCAACUGGAAUUUGCUUAGAUCUUUUUUAGUAGCAUUUGCCCAUACAAUUUGACAGUAGUCAAGCUGUGAGAGGACAGUAUUAUUUAUUACCAUUUUAGUUAAUUCUGAUGUAAGAUAUUUUCUGCACCGCCUUACCACUGCCAAUGCCUUACCCAUUCCGUUCACAACAGUGACAACAGUGUCAGUGUGUUUUGACUAGGAAUGCUUAUUAUCAAGAAAGAUGCCCAGGAGCUUAAUUUCCUUAACUUGCUGGAUUGGUGUUUUAUUUAUAAAGAGAUUUAGUUCUGGCUCUCUCCUGAGAUAAUAAUUUGAACCAAAUACAAUGCAUUUCAUUUUGGUUGUAUUGAGUAUCAAUUUGUUUUGAAAGACCCAUUUCCCAACUAUGUCUAGCUCCUUGUUUAAGAUGACAUUUAGAUCAACAGAUCUUGUUGCUGAUGCAUACACUGUAGUGUCAUCUGCGUACAUUGUUAAUUUGGCAUCUUUCAGUAUGAGAGGUAAAUCAUUAGUAAAUAUUGUGUACAUAAGGGGACCUAGGCAGCUUCCUUGAGGAAUUCCACAUUCUAAAGACAUGCUAUCUGAGUAAUCACCAUUAAAGAAAACUCUCUGCAAUCUAUUUGUCAAAUAACUUUACAUCCAGGCUAUUGCAGAUGCUCUAAAUCCAUAAGACUCCAGCUUUUCAAGAAGGAGAUUGUGGUCAAUUACAUCAAAGGCUGCUGUAAAGUCUAAUAGGACUGCUCCACAGAUCAUUUUAUUAUCUAAAUCUCUGUACCAGUCAUCUGUCAUUUGAACUAGAGCUGUGCUUGUAGAAUGUCCUUUUCUAUAAGCAUGCUGGAAGUUUGAUAUCAAAUUAUUUACUGAAAAAUAUUUUUGUAUUUGGUCGAAAAUAGCUCUCUCAAAGAUCUUACUUAUUGCUGGUAACAAGCUUAUGGGACAGCUGUUCGGGCCAUUGAAGGAUGUUUUCCUGGCUUUAGGCAAAGGAAUGACUUUUGCUUCUUUCCAAGCCUGUGGAAAGAUAGAUUGUAUCAGGCUGGAAUUCAUUAUGUGACAUAUAGGGUUUGCUAUAUAAUUAACAGCUAUCCUAAUUAGUUUAUCAUCUAUAUUAUCAAUUCCGGAUUGUUUGUCAUUGCAUGUUAACUUAAUUAAUUUUUCAACUAUUUCUGUUUUUAAUUCACUGAAUUCAAAAUGGCAUGUUUUAUCUCAUAUUUUUUAUGUUAGAAAUUGAUAAACUAUUGUCUGUACCAUAUGAUAAUUCCUUCCUUAAUUUAUAUACCUUACUUCUAAAAUAAUCAUUCAAAUAAUUUGCAAUUUCUUUGGGUUUAGUAAUAAAGGUGCCUCCACAGUCAAUAUAGGUAGGUUGUGAAGAUGACUUUCGACUCAUUUUUUUAUUCAAUGUGCUCCGAAGUUUUUUACUGUCAUUCCUCAUUCUGUUUAACUGUAAAGCAUAAUAUUGUUUCUUUUUCUUUCGGUUGAGCUUUGUAACAUAAUUCCUCAGUUUACAGUAUUUCUGUCUAUUAUUUAUAUUACCACUUUUUUUGUUCCCUUUCCUUUGCCUUAUCCCUCAGAGACAUAUGGUCUUUUAACUCUUUGUCGACCCAUGCUGCUCUAAAAGUUUUCACAGUCAGUUUUCUAACAGGUGCAUGCUUGUCCAUAACUGGUUGAAAAUUUUCCAGAAAUACUGCUAGUGCUUUAUCCAAUUCCUUUUCAUCAUAAAUGUUUGACCAAGAUAUGUUGCUAACAUCCUCCAGGAAGGUUUCCUGAGAGAACCCCCUGUAGAAUCUUUUGUACACAAUUUUUGGUUUAGCUUUGGGUGCUUUACUUUUCCUUGCAAAUGCUACUACUAAUGCUGCACCCUACUGGGACAGAUACUGCCUUGAUGUAAGAAUCAUUUUCACUCAAAAAGAUAUGAUCAAUACAGGAUGAAGUGUUGAUACCCUUGUUGAUAUUUAGUUUGUCUAGUUGGUUGUGUUAACAUUUGUUUCAAACUACAUGCAUCAGUUAUGGUAAUCAAUUGUUGCUUUAAAGGACAAUUGUGGGACAGCCAGUCGAUAUUUAAAUAAAAAACAACUUCCAUGUUCAAUUCACACACUUUAUCCAGAUUCUUACCCAUAACCUCUAAAUAAUUACGGUUUGAGUUUGGUGGCCUAUAGCAGCAGCCCAGUAAAAUUAAUUUAGUGUGGGGCAAGUUAACCUGAAGCCACAAUACCUCAGUUUCCUUACACAUGAUAUCCUCCCUAACUUUCACUG
Messenger RNA from Epinephelus fuscoguttatus (brown-marbled grouper), 4501 nucleotides. Its product is annotated as gastrula zinc finger protein XlCGF17.1-like. Gene Ontology annotation, biological process: regulation of transcription by RNA polymerase II. Gene Ontology annotation, molecular function: DNA-binding transcription activator activity, RNA polymerase II-specific; RNA polymerase II cis-regulatory region sequence-specific DNA binding. Bases 93 to 971 code for a protein of 292 amino acids. The record is from RefSeq and is a predicted model, not a curated record. Gene Ontology annotation, cellular component: nucleus. The transcript has a single exon. Lineage: Eukaryota; Metazoa; Chordata; Actinopteri; Perciformes; Serranidae.